CUCGCAGGCAGCGCUUUUGGCUGGUUUCCGAGUUUGUUCUACCGGCACUCGGCGUAGCCGCCUUCAAAACUGCCUUCCUGCGCCGGGGCCCUGCAGGCUGAGGAAGCGGCGGGGAGAGUCGGGUCGGGUCGGGUCCUUCCUUGGAGCGCGUCGCGGCCGGCCGGGUGCCUGCGGGGAAGCGGCGCGGCGUGUGCGGAGAGCCCGGCGCCAUGUAUUAUAAGUUCAGCGGCUUCAGCCAGAAGCUGGUCGGGGCGGUGGCGUCCGCCGCCUACGUGCCCCAGGGACUCAAGCCACUGGCAUCCACAGAAUCACCAACUCUGAUUUUUGGAACACCAACUAAACUUGCCUCCGAUUCGCCAGCAGGUGUUUCUUAUUUGGGUAAGAACAAGGUGCCGGACCUCCAGAAGCUAUUUCAGGCUGAUGGAUUGCCAGUACAUCUGAAACGAGGAGUUCCUGAUCAGCUGCUAUAUCGGACCACUAUGGCUCUAACAAUAGGAGGGACCAUCUACUGUUUGGUAGCUCUCUACAUGGCCUCACAACCAAAAUCCAAGAAGUGAAUGAACCAUAACUAAUGGGACUUAUUCAGCAUUUCUCUGAAGGAACAGUAGGGUAUUACCCCUUUGUGUUUACUACUUAAUCCUGUGAUUGUAUGUUGUGAAUUCUUCAAAUAAAGACAUUAAAGAAAAUGUUUUGAAAAUGGCUACCUUCUAAUGCAUUGGAAAGCGAGAUAAAUAUCAAAGUUAAUAUUUAAGAGUGAAAGUCAAUGUGUUUUUGCUUGUCACGUCUCCAGUCGUCUUUCCCACCCCAAUGUAAACCAGACAAACAAUUGUCUUACAACAGCCUCUGAGCACUUUAGGGUGGUAAAACUUGCCACCUGCCUUUCAACAAUGUUAAAUUGGAAAUGAAAACUUAAUUGUGUCAAGCUCUGCCUUAACAUCCACAUUCUCUCAAGGGUAAGAAAAAGGGGGGUGGGGGGGUAUUGUAGGGUACUGAGGGUUUACAGAAGCAGUAAGUGAUUUGUGUAAUUUACUAUUUGAUGACAAGUCUAUUUUUCUUUUCAUACAUGUUCACUAAGAAUUCACAUUAGCAGGUGCAGCACAGAGAUUCGUCCAAAUGCUGAUAUAGCAUUAAUGAUGGAAACAUGGUUACUUAAAUUUGUACUUUCAGUGAGUAAUAUGACAGGGUUAUGGUGUCCAAAUCUAAUACCAUCUAUGAACACAGCUGCUGGUAGCAACGUUGAAUUUAGGCAGACUUCUGUAUUGUAACACCAACUAUACUAGUUUUUGUCCUUUUCCUUUUGUCAAAUUAUAUUUUUUAAUUGAAGUACUGUUUUUAUUUUUACUGUGGAAUAAAUACACCAAUACAAACAUU
This is a messenger RNA of Mauremys mutica (yellowpond turtle), 1371 nucleotides long. RefSeq names its product cytochrome c oxidase subunit 7A-related protein, mitochondrial (gene COX7A2L). Gene Ontology annotation, biological process: mitochondrial respirasome assembly; mitochondrial electron transport, cytochrome c to oxygen; regulation of oxidative phosphorylation. The transcript is spliced from 3 exons. NCBI's taxonomy places the organism in Eukaryota, Metazoa, Chordata, Testudines, Geoemydidae. Bases 210 to 557 code for a protein of 115 amino acids. The record is from RefSeq and is a predicted model, not a curated record.